Portunus trituberculatus (swimming crab) is the source of this 1877-nucleotide messenger RNA. It is a transcript of the gene rept, whose product is annotated as ruvB-like 2. NCBI's taxonomy places the organism in Eukaryota, Metazoa, Arthropoda, Malacostraca, Decapoda, Portunidae. The record is from RefSeq and is a predicted model, not a curated record. Gene Ontology annotation, molecular function: ATP hydrolysis activity; DNA helicase activity; ATP binding. Bases 141 to 1526 code for a protein of 461 amino acids. Gene Ontology annotation, biological process: regulation of transcription by RNA polymerase II; box C/D snoRNP assembly; chromatin remodeling. Gene Ontology annotation, cellular component: R2TP complex; Ino80 complex; Swr1 complex. The transcript has 11 exons.
UGGUAGGAUAAAAAUGUAGCGAGCCGUUGCAAAGACAGAGCUGACCGACUAACUAUCUGAGCCAAUGAGCGGGCGGCGUCCCGGCGCACCAGCCAUCGCCGCCCAGUCCUUCACAACACUCAGGAGUACCACGCGGCAUCAUGGCGGGGGUAAGCUUGGCAGCCAGCGAGGAACAUGAAAUGACCAAGAUUGAGCGCAUUGGAGCUCACUCUCACAUCCGGGGCCUGGGGCUGACUGAUGACCUCACUCCCAAGGCCUCGGCGCAGGGCAUGGUGGGCCAGAUCAAGGCUCGGCGUGCAGCGGGAGUGGUGCAGAACAUGAUCAAGGAGGCCAAGCUGGCAGGGCAGGCAGUACUAAUAGCUGGCCAGCCAGGCACAGGCAAGACAGCCAUUGCCCUGGGACUUGCACAGUCUCUUGGCUCAGACACUCCUUUCACUGCUAUCUCUGCCUCAGAAAUAUACAGCCUGGGUAUGUCCAAGACUGAGGUGCUGACACAAGCCUUCAGGCGAUCCAUUGGUGUGCGCAUCAAAGAGGAGACUGAGAUCAUCGAGGGUGAGGUAGUGGAAGUGCAGAUUGACCGGCCUGCCACAGGUACCGGUGCCAAGGUGGGCAAGCUGACACUCAAGACUACAGAGAUGGAGACAAUCUAUGACCUCGGGAACAAGUUGAUAGAGUCCCUGACAAAGGAGAAGGUCCAGGCUGGUGAUGUGAUAACCAUUGACAAGGCUACAGGCAAGAUCACCAAGUUAGGUCGCUCAUUCACACGGGCUCGUGAUUAUGAUGCCACAGGACCCCAAACCAGGUUCGUUCAGUGUCCAGAAGGAGAAUUACAGAAGAGAAAGGAAGUGGUACACACUGUCACGCUGCAUGAGAUAGACGUCAUCAACAACAGAACUCAAGGCUUUCUUGCUCUCUUCUCAGGAGACACUGGUGAGAUCAAGGGAGAGGUGCGGCAGCAGAUCAACGCCAAAGUAGCAGAGUGGCGGGAGGAAGGAAAGGCAGAACUGGUCCCUGGUGUUCUCUUUGUGGAUGAGGUACACAUGUUGGACAUUGAGUGUUUCUCCUUCCUGAACCGAGCCUUAGAAGACGAUAUGGCCCCUGUGGUGAUAGUGGCCACCAACCGAGGCAUCACGCGCAUCAGAGGCACCCAGAACAUGUCCCCACACGGCAUACCCAUCGACAUGCUGGACAGAAUGAUCAUCAUUAAGACCGUUCCAUACCAGGAGAAGGAAAUCAAAGAAAUCUUAAAAAUCAGAUGUGAAGAGGAAGACUGUGAAAUUCAAGAUGAAGCGUUAGUUGUGUUGACCAAGAUUGGUGUGGAGACAUCCCUGCGAUAUGCCAUCCAAUUGAUCACGUUGGCAAAUCUUGUUGCUAUUAAGAGAAAAGAAAAACAGAUAACAAUACCAGAUGUCAAGAAAGUUUAUCAGCUUUUCAUUGAUGAACAAAGAUCCCAGAAGUUCUUGAAGGAAUAUGAGGAUGAAUUUAUGUUUGAUGAAGGAACAGAUACAAUGAUGGAAACAAGCUGAGUGGACUGGCAGAAACUACCGGGAGUGGGAGUUGGCCUGACACCAAACCUGCAUUCAUUUGUUAUCAGUUAAAGCAUACCUGAUAGUAUAUAAAAUACCAUUCUUUUUUUUCUCUCUCUCUCCACCUUACACUUCCUGCACAUGCAAGGUAACACUCAAGAAAGAAGCUGCAAAAGUCACAUCAUGCUACAUUUUUCUAAUGUAGCAGGAGAGGACUCCAUACACAGUUUAUCUUGUGAGCAAAUAUUACCUUGUUUGUGUCGAUGAAUUCUGUGUCACACAUUGACUGUUAUAGCAUUGCUGUCAGUCACUACUCUUUAGUACAGAAUUAGAUAAACAAUUACAAAUAAA